CCACUUGAUCCUUUCAAGAGAUAUCAACGACUAAUUGACUAGCGCUCAUUGUAAUCAGUAAGGAUGCAUGUAGGUGGAAAGAUGCUCAAGUCAGCUCUGUGGUUUAUCGCCAUCAUACAUAUGGUAUCUGGUAAUUCAUCUGGUGCUAACCCAGCUGCGUGUACAACUUUAACUCCGGGGCAUGGAUUGGCUUCACAAACAUCGACAAGUCCAUGGAUAGUUGCACCAUCAAUGUUUACCUACUCUCCUGGACAACCUCUAUCUGUUACUGUUCAAGCAACCGGAAGCCAAAAGUAUAGAGGGUUACUUGUGCAAGCCCGUCCAGUAGGGUCUACCACUCCUGUUGGCACAUGGACAACGACUGUACCAGAUACAAGGCAGAUGACAUGCACAAAUAUGGCUGAUGGCAUUACUCAUUCAACCUCUUCAUUAAAACCGUUGACGGCAACCUUUACCUGGAUACCACCCACAGCCGGCGUUGGUGCUGUGCAAUUCCAUGCAACGUUCGUUGAAUCUUUUACAACAUAUUGGGUGGAUGUUGUGUCAGCUCAAGUCAGUGAGAUUUCUUGCCCAACUUGUUUUAAUGGUGGUACUUGUGACACUAGUACUGGAGCGUGCAACUGUGAUGGAACUGGGUACACUGGGUCUACCUGUCAAACACAAAUUAAUGAAUGUUCGAGUAAUCCAUGUGAAAACGGAGCCACAUGUACUGACGUCACCAACGGGUACACCUGCGCAUGUGUACCUGGAUUUUCAGGAAUUCGGUGCGAAACAGAUAACAAUGAAUGUGCGAGUAACCCAUGCAUUAACGGUGCAACCUGUAAUAACGUUGUUAAUGGAUACACCUGUAGUUGUGGAUCUGGUUUCUCAGGUGUUAACUGUGAAACGGUAGAUACUGGAGCCAAUGAAUGUUCUAGUAGCCCAUGUUUGAACGGUGGAGCAUGCAUCGACGGAACCAAUGGAUACACCUGUAUUUGUGCAACUGGAUACACAGGCGUUAACUGUGGAACAGUGGUGACGGAUUAUUGUGCAAAUAGUCCAUGCCAGAAUGGUGGAUUGUGCGUUGGUAGUACAACUGGAUACACCUGCGUGUGUCAGUCUGGAUACACAGGCACUAAUUGUGAAACACAAGAUACUGGAGUUAUUGAUUAUUGCGCUCAGAGUCCAUCGGUAUGUCAGAAUGGAGGGACGUGCAUGACGUCAGGGACGUACUAUAUGUGCAUGUGUCCUGAGGGAUACAUGGGAUUCAGCUGUGAAGAUUCGUCUACCACUACUCCUUGCGACGCCACUCCUUGUCAGAACGGAGGGACUUGCAUGAAUAUUGGAACGACGUCCUACGCAUGUGCUUGUCCACAGGAUUACUCUGGAACCAACUGUGAAACAUACACACCACCGACUAGUAACACUUACUGUAACACUAACCCCUGUCAAAACGGAGGAACCUGUCGAACAUCUGGGACAUAUUACGUGUGUGACUGCCGUCUGGGUACUUCAGGAACUAACUGUGAAUCUGUUGAUGCGACGUGUACUCCAGAUCCAUGUAAUGGAGGGACAUGUACAGCACUUACAGCAGGAGGAUAUCAGUGUUCAAAUUGCCCAGGUCGCCAAUACGGUGACCAGUGUCAAUUCUCGGCAGCGGUGUGUUCCGCCACAACCUGUGGAGUAGGAACAUGUACUGAGAGUGGAUACCAUUACCUUUGCGACUGUCUUCCUGGAUACACCGGUACCAACUGUGCAAAUGUGGACAAUCCUUGUAAUGCGAACCCAUGUGAGAACGGUGGAACAUGCUCUUCCAGUGGUCAACCGGGUACAGUAUACGCCUGUAGCUGCACAACUGGAUUUGAAGGAACAAACUGCCAAACACGCUCCGAUAAUUAUUGCAUCACUGUCGCUCCUUGUUUGAAUGGUGGCACGUGCCAGAUAUCUGGAAUUUGGUAUGUAUGUACCUGUGCUGCUGGAUAUGGUGGAUAUAACUGUGAAACCCCUGGAGCAACUCCAUGUAAUCCAAGCCCUUGCCUAAAUGGAGGAGCAUGUUCUAUAACUGGCAGCACAUAUCAAUGUACUUGUCCUUCGGGAUACACUGGCAACAUUUGUCAGACUGUUACUGGUCUUUGCGCAGUAAAUCCAUGCCAGAAUGGUGGAACUUGCAUUCCGUCUAGCUCUACAUAUUCUUGCUCCUGUCUUACUGGUUAUACUGGUUUUAACUGCGAAACAACUACUGAACCGCCGCCCUGCGAUUCCAACCCGUGUCAGAACGGUGGAACAUGCUACUUUUCGCAACAAGCUGAAACAUCGUUCUAUUUCUGUGAUUGCUUAACUGGCUAUUCAGGAACAAACUGUGAAAAUGCAACUCCAUGUAAUCCAAGCCCUUGCCUAAAUGGAGGAGCAUGUUCUAUAACUGGCAGCACAUAUCAAUGUACUUGUCCUUCGGGAUACACUGGCAACAUUUGUCAGACUGUUACUGGUAAGUGAUUGGUCGACUGUCUAACCCACCAAGCA
Anneissia japonica is the source of this 2499-nucleotide messenger RNA. RefSeq names its product fibropellin-1-like. Gene Ontology annotation, molecular function: calcium ion binding. Gene Ontology annotation, cellular component: plasma membrane; protein-containing complex. The record is from RefSeq and is a predicted model, not a curated record. The coding region runs from base 64 to 2472 and encodes 802 amino acids. Lineage: Eukaryota; Metazoa; Echinodermata; Crinoidea; Comatulida; Comatulidae. The transcript is spliced from 18 exons. Gene Ontology annotation, biological process: establishment or maintenance of epithelial cell apical/basal polarity; heterophilic cell-cell adhesion.